Messenger RNA from Penicillium riverlandense, 300 nucleotides. RefSeq lists its product as uncharacterized. The coding region runs from base 1 to 300 and encodes 99 amino acids. The record is from RefSeq and is a predicted model, not a curated record. The transcript has a single exon. Lineage: Eukaryota; Fungi; Ascomycota; Eurotiomycetes; Eurotiales; Aspergillaceae.
AUGGAUCAAUGGUUGCGUUCCUCGACCGUGAAAGCGACGCUUCCCGCCUGCUCCACAAGCAAAUUGUUCAAAUCCGAGGAGAAGUCUCGUUUACAUCCGAGUACCAAUAUCGAGAGAGACCAAUCCGAUGCCAUAACUGCCAGCAAUACGGACAUAGACGGUCCCAAUGCAAACACCCUAAGGUCUGCGAAAAGUGUGCCGGGAACCACGGAAAACAAGAAUGCACUACACAACACGAGAAAUGCGGAGUAUGUGGAGGCGAACAUCAAGCCUCUCACCGCCAAUGCCCCAAAUGGCUAG